UCCCCGCCGCACCUGGGCGCAGCGCCGAGCACCGAGGCACAGCACCGAGCACCGAGAGCCGGCCGGCCCGGAGCAUGGCGCGGGAGCUGAGCCAGGAGGCCGUGCUGGACUUCCUCUGGGCGGCCGGGGGGCGAGCCCCCAACACGGCGCUGCUCCGCCACUUCCAGCGCUUCCUCCGCGACCCGGCGCUGACGGAGCAGCAGCGGCGGGAGCGCCGCGAGUACUUCAAGAGCCUCGUCAACUCCCUGGCCACCGUCCACCCCGCCGCCGCCCCCGGCGCCUCCAAGGACAUCGUCCUCCGCCGCAGGUACCGCGACCUCCUCGAUGAGGAGCUGCCGCCGCCGGAGGAGCAGCGGGAGCAGGAGGAGGAGAAGAACGAGCCGCAGCCGCCGCCGCCCCGACGCGGCCCCCGCGGGGAGGCGGCGGAGCAGGGGCGGCCCGGCGGGGCGGGGAGCCAGCCGCCCCCGUACCGCAGCCAGCCGCUGUCCUCGGGGCCCUGGGCGCUCCGUCCCGGCGGCACGGCGCGCAGCCGGCCCCCGGCGCUGCCGUCGGGUCCUGGGGCGCUGUCCGCCGCGGUGCCGCCCCGGUCCCUAUCGCCGCCGCUGCCACCGGGCCCGGAGAUGCCGCCUCCCUACAGGUUGCCUCAGCCCCGAUCUCCGCCGCAGCCCGUGACCGAGAUGCUCUUGCUGAAGGCCCCACGACCCUCAGCAAGCCCGGAGAGGCGACGCCCCGCCAGACCCAUCCCGUCCCCGCUGCUGCCACCGGGCCCCAGGGCGCUGUCCCCGCGCGACCUGCCCCCUUCCCGAUCCCUGCCGUUGCUGUCCGCCCCGGAGGUGCUGCCCCUGUCCCGGUCCCUGCAGGCGCUCCCUGCCAGCCCCUCCUCGUCGCCACGGCUUUUGUCAGGCCCCGAGGUGCUCGCUUCCACCAGGCUGCCCCCAUCGCAGUCCAGGUCCCUGCAGCAGCUCCCCACCAGGCCAUCCCCAGACCUGCCGAGGGGCUCCAGGGGGCUGACCCCCAAGGGACCAACCCAACCUCAAGUCCUGCGACUGCAGCCGUCUCAAAGCCUGACACUGCCGUCAGGCCCUGGGAUCCUGCCCCCCACCAGAUCCCCCCCACACCAAUCCCUGCCACAGUCCGCCACUCUCCCGCCCCCAUCCCGCUCCCUGCAGCCACCCCUUGCCGGGUCACUCCCAUCCCAAUCCUUGCUGCCAGCACAGGGCCCCGCAGUGCCCCAAGGCGCAGAGAGCCAGCCCCCGGUACCGCUGCCUGUUUUCCGGAGCAUCAGGUGCCAGCUGGCUCUGUCGGAGGCGCAGGGCAUCGCCCCCUCAGCCCACGACGACUGCGGGCGACAGCCCCGCUCCGUGCUCGCCAAGAGCUCCCCCAGGAACGCAGCCAGCCGCGGGCCCUUGGUGCCGCUGGGACAGCGGGAGCACGCCUGGCUAGUGGCAAUGUCAGCGGGCUGCUGGGCUCAGGUGCGGGGGCUCUUUCUGGAAGAGCCUGAGCUGGCCCUGCAGAGGGACUUCAUAUCAGGCUUCACGGUCCUUCACUGGCUGGCCAAGCACGGCGACGGGCCGGGCCUGCAGGAGCUGGCAGCGGCGGCGCGGCGGCUCGGGCUGGCCCUGGACGUGGACGCCCGCUCGGGCUGCGGGUACACGCCGCUGCACCUGGCUGCCAUACACGGCCACCAGCUUGUCAUCAAGGUGCUGGUGCUGCAGCUGGGCUGCCAGGUGCAGGUGCGGGACGGCAGCGGGCGCCGGCCGUGGGAAUACCUGGGCAGCUCCACCUCGGGGGAGGUCUGGCAGCUCCUGGAGGCACCCCGCGGCACCAUCAUGUUCCCCACGCAGCCCCUGGCCCGCAGCGUGUCCUCGGUCAGCAAGGGCUCGCCGUCCACCGGCAGGGCAGCGCUGCCCGCCUGCCUCAGGGGGCAGCUCGGCCGUGGGGCAGCGUCCCACCAAUCCCACCAAUCCGGCAGUGACAGCGACUGAGGAGCUCCUGCCAUCCCCUGCCAGGGGAGAUGGGACAUCGGUGGCCACCCUGAGAGAGGAAGCCACGCAGGCAGAACAAAAGCUGUGAAACAGACUGAACCUAUUGAAGAAUGUACUUUUAAAUUAUUGCAAUGAACUGUUGUCUGAGCCUCUCUGCCUUCCCUCCCGUUUCUUGCCUUUUUUAUCAGCAAAGGGAUGCAGUAACUCUGCUGGAAGCAGGAAGAACCCUUGGGAGGCAAGUCCUCUGCAGCCCACAGGGCCAGGACCAGCUGCUGGGUGCAGCCACGACCACCAGCAUUAGUGGGACCAUGGUUUUGGGUGAGGCUCAAAUCUGGCCCAGUUAGGGUAGAGCACUUGCUUUUGCUGACAGUGACAGAUUGUUGUUAGUCCUGGGGUUUGCAAAACACUUGUUUACACCACCUAAAUUCUGGGGAGUAGUAAAACACAUCCCUUUUUAAUCCCAGCAGAUUAAGGAUGAGUCCCUCUUUUAAAAAUGUAGCUGAUCAAGAUCCAGCCUUCCAGUGAGCAGGGAAGGGCGUUUCCCAGGCCACCUUGCCCACCAUUCCAUGCUGAAAGGAAUGCAGGGCAGCACCACAGCCCUGCUCCCCUCCACAGCUGCCUGGGGCUGCCCAGCAGUAUCCCUGCUGCUCCCUCAUUCCUGCACCUCCAGUUGCCCUCCUCACACCACAGG
This is a messenger RNA of Passer montanus (Eurasian tree sparrow), 2676 nucleotides long. It is a transcript of the gene SOWAHB, whose product is annotated as sosondowah ankyrin repeat domain family member B. The coding region runs from base 75 to 1985 and encodes 636 amino acids. Lineage: Eukaryota; Metazoa; Chordata; Aves; Passeriformes; Passeridae. The transcript has a single exon. Gene Ontology annotation, molecular function: protein binding. The record is from RefSeq and is a predicted model, not a curated record.